Doryrhamphus excisus (bluestripe pipefish) is the source of this 5951-nucleotide messenger RNA. RefSeq names its product semaphorin 6D (gene sema6d). Lineage: Eukaryota; Metazoa; Chordata; Actinopteri; Syngnathiformes; Syngnathidae. Gene Ontology annotation, biological process: axon guidance; positive regulation of cell migration; semaphorin-plexin signaling pathway. The record is from RefSeq and is a predicted model, not a curated record. Gene Ontology annotation, molecular function: semaphorin receptor binding; chemorepellent activity. Gene Ontology annotation, cellular component: plasma membrane.
AGGGACGUUAAACCUCCAUUAUUGUUAUGGUUGUGUUAUUGUCACGGAGCCGUGUUCAUAGGUUUAAAUAUGUCUAAAGUUAGCUGUGUGUGAGUACGUGGAAGAGUGCGGUCGUAGAUCCGCUUUGACCGUCAGUUCUCACAUCCAAAAAGGUGGCCCCCAGGACCGAGUCGAGAGGGUCCCAAAAAAGACGCUUAGGUGAGACUAACGUAGCACAAAACUGGAUUUAAAGCGAUAAUGGAGCUUAAAAUAAAAGGAAUAAUACAUACCGGGUCUUUUUUAAAACAAUGGAUUACCAGAGGAAUAUGACAUUCAGUCGGCUCAAGGUAGCAUCUCCACUAGUGUGAAACAGGAAGUGUCGUCUGUGAGCAGCCAUGGGCCACAGAGCUACUCUUCUGCUCAGUGAGCUGCUGCUGAUGCUAACAGCCUCACAUACCCUCCUCGCAGUUAGCUUCCCUGAGGACAUCGCACCCCUGGAUGUCGUUGACGCACACUUUUCACGGAGAUACCCUGUGUUUAGAGGCAGGCCCUCUGGUAACGAGUCGCAGCAUCGGCUUGACUUUCAGCUGAUGACCAAGAUACAAGACACGCUCUUCAUCGCUGGAAGAGACCAGGUGUACCUUGUAAGUUUGAGAGAAUCCUACAGGAAUGAGAUCAUCCCUUACCGGAAGCUGACGUGGAGAUCAGGCCAAGCUGACAGAGAAAUGUGCGCAGUCAAGGGGAAACACAGAGAUGAGUGCCAUAACUUCAUCAAAGUGCUGGUUCCCAGAAAUGACGAUCUGGUCUUCAUCUGUGGCACCAAUGGCUUUAACCCCAUGUGCAGAUACUACAGGCUGGAUAACCUCGAGUUUGAUGGAGAAGAGAUCAAUGGACUGGCACGGUGCCCAUUUGACUCCAAGCAAACCAACGUUGCCCUUUUUGCCGAGGGGAAACUUUAUUCUGCUACAGUUGCUGACUUUCAGGCCAGCGAUUCUGUCAUUUAUCGCAGUAUGGGUGAUGGAUCUGCCUUGAGGACCAUAAAAUACGACUCCAAGUGGCUCAAAGAACCUCAUUUCCUGCACGCAGCUGAGUAUGGGAAUUAUGUGUACUUUUUCUACCGAGAGAUUGCAGUGGAGCACAGCAAUCUGGGCAAGGUCGUAUACUCUCGUGUGGCCCGGAUCUGCAAGAAUGACGUUGGUGGGUCACAGCGAGUUUUAGAGAAACAUUGGACUUCCUUUGUGAAGGCCAGACUGAACUGCUCAGUGCCGGGGGACUCCUUCUUCUACUUUGACGUGCUCCAGUCCAUCACUGACAUCAUCAACAUCAACGGCGUCCCAUCCGUGGUGGGUGUGUUCACCACACAGAUGAACAGUAUUCCGGGAUCAGCAGUGUGUGCUUUCUCCAUGGCUGACAUUGAGAAAGUCUUCCACGGUCGAUUUAAAGAGCAGAAGACGGCUGACUCAAUAUGGACACCAUUUCCAGAGGAGAAGCUACCCAAACCUCGACCCGGGUGCUGUGCAGGUCAUGGUCCAGCUGCAUCCUUUAAGAGCUCCAUAGAAUUCCCGGAUGAGACGCUGCAGUUCAUUAAGUCCCACCCUCUAAUGGACACAGCUGUGCCUUCCAUUGGGGACGAGCCUUGGUACACCAAGACACGUGUCAGGUACAGGCUGACUGCCUUGGCUGUGGACAAUGAAGCAGGCCCCCACAAGAAUUACACAAUGGUUUUCAUCGGCUCUGAGUCAGGAGUUGUCCUCAAGGUUUUGGCCAAGACCUCGACCAUGCUUCUGAACGACAGUCUGCUUCUGGAGGAGAUAGACGUCUUCAACAAGGCCAAGUGCUUGUCUAAUCACGAAGAUGAUAAGCGUGUCCUCUCGCUGCACGUGGAUCAAGACGCGCACAGCCUUUAUGUUGCCUUUUCAAGUUGCGUCAUCCGCAUUCCCCUGAGCCGCUGUGAGAGGCAUUCUUCCUGCCACAAGUCUUGCAUUGCAUCACGAGAUCCUUACUGUGGCUGGAGACCUCACGGAGCCUGUGAGAGAAUACAGACUGGUGAUUUAACGAGCUAUGAGCAGGACAUUGAAAUAGGAAACACUGCCCACUUGGGAGACUGUCAGGCAUUUUUGGGCACUACAUCAGCGCCAGAUUACAAAUCAUUUGGCGACCCUACCUCUGACAUGGAGUUUUCAUCAGCGCCAGUCACUGUACUGCCCAGUGGGCCCAUUCCCCCCCCAGUACUCAUUCCCACUCAGAGCCCCAGCUCUGGGCCUGGUCCAGAGCUCUACGGCUCAGGCUUUGUGCUGCAGGAUGACCCAGCCACCUCUCAUUCAUUAGACUCUAUCCCAGGGGGCCAAGAGGGUGUGUGGGAUAUCCAAGCAAGUGAAACCAGCCAGAUGGUCCACAUGAACAUCCUCAUCACAUGUGUGUUUGGUGCUUUUCUCAUGGGUGCCCUGCUGGCUGGUUUGAUUGUCUUCUGUAAUCGAGAAUCAUUCCUCCGAAAGCAAAGACGCGUCCACAAGGAUGCAGAAUCUGCUCCAUCCUGCUCAGACUCUGUUGGAAGCUUCGUCAAGCUCAACGGUCUCUUCGACAGCCCUGUAAAGGAGUACCAGACCAACGGGGACUCCUCUAAGCUGUACACCACCAACCUGCUGAGUAAAGACAUGAACCCACCCAAUGGUGACACCAAGACCAUGAUCCUGCGGGAUAAUUGUCCACCCCCUGAGUUGGCUGCUCUGCCAACACCAGAGUCUACUCCAGUUCUUCAGCAGAAAGGCCUGCAGCCCAUCAAGAACCAAUGGGAUAGGGAUCACAGGAAGAUCAGCGGUCCCCGCAAAGAACCCAACUCAACAGCCAAGAGUCCUCAGCUUCUUCUGUCUUCACCUGGUCCUCCCAAAUCCAACUCUCACCACCCUCACCUUGCCUUAGGACAUUCACACAUCCCCAGUGCUGUGGUUCUACCCAAUGCCACACAUGACCACCCAAAUCUCGACAGCGGAGAUGACACCCUGCCACAUCAGUCUGAAAAGAAGCUCAAGAAUUCAGAUGGUAAAGGAAGUAGGAAAGACCAGAAGCGGUCGGUGGAUGCGAGAAAUACACUAAAUGACCUUUUGAAACAUCUCAAUGACUCUGUGGCCAACCCUAAGGCCAUUUUUCACGAGGGAACGGGGCCCCGACCAAGGCAACACCUGACACUGGAACCUAUGGAGGAAUUAACAGAACUACCCCCAAAGGUGCCCAGUCGCGAAGCCUCAUUGUACUCUCCUUCUUCGUCCCUGCCAAGGCACAGCCCCACUAAGCGGGUGGAUGUCCCCCUGUCCACCACUCCCACCACACCAACGAGCAGUAUGGGUGGCACCCUGGAGAGACCAAGAGGGGGCUACCAGCUCCAGCGGAGUGCCUCACACAGGCACUCUUUAUCCACCAAUGCGGUGACUAUGGGGGUAUCUGUGUCUCGCCAGCACAGUAUGAACAGAGUGGGGUACAUGCCCCCAACACCCCCUUCCAGACUUGACUCCCAUUGUGGAAUGAUGGGGGCAGGAAUGCACUCAGCCAAUCCUCCAUCUUUAUCCCGACAAAGCAGCUACAGUGGGCAUGGCUCACUCCCUCGUACAGGACUUAAAAGGACUCCAUCGCUAAAGCCAGAUGUGCCCCCAAAACCUAAUGGCUUUUCACCACAGACUCCACAGAUGAGAGUGGUCAAUAAGUACAGCUAUUAAAAGAGCAUGGACAAUUUGCUGUGAGCUCUUUGCCUUGACAGUAUAGCCUUGAGCCCUGACGGCUUGGCUACAGAUUGGGUUGACCCCAGCGAGUGUUGUGUAUCAACGUGAGGUGUGUUCCCCCUUUAAAUGAUAUGCAUAUUGACUCACACUUCAGUGAAAAGGGAAAUUCACAUAUGCGGCCAAAGAUACUCCUCUGAUGUUUUUUUCAUUCUCAUGAUUUCCAUCCUGCUUGUCGUGAGUAUGAACAGUGGACAACGGUACAUCUGGCCCAGUUGAAGCCACCGAGGUACCAGGGUAGAAACGGUGGAAUACGUACUUGAAGAAUGGGUUGCAUUUUUCACUGCCUUUGAGCACUGUCUUCCCACUAAUGUGAACUGAACAGAGAGGUAGCCGUUCUUUUGUUAGUAAGCCGGUGCUGGCAGAGGAGAGCAAAGCUAAUUUCUAUUAGGUUAAGAUACAACAAAGACAAGGAUGGAAAGCCUACAUAUGUGUGUUAAGGACUGUGUGUGUUAGCAGGGGGAGUUGUGUAAAGGCAAAACGUGUGUUCAGCCUUUGCACUAAAGAGCGGUGCCAUACAGACACAGCACCCUAAAAUCCAUCUAAGACCCAAGACGCUGUCUCUAGUUGAAAUAUGUCACUUUGGUCUGUGUAGGGGCUGAUUUCAAACUUUUUGGGAGUGUUUCAAGGUGAUAUGGUUGGGCUAUUAAGUUGGUCACUGGUUUAUAUACUCGGACAAGGACUCCUUAACUCACUGGGAAAUUUUUCUCAGAAUAUGUGCUGCUAUUGUUUUUAGACAUAGCUGUUUGAUGCAUUUUGUUGUGGACCAGAGUGGGAUGACCCAAAGGUGGGUAUGCACAUCUUGUUUUUUUAUGCAAACAGUAGCCAAAAGGUGAAGUUUUUCCACAACCAAACACCGCUAAGACUGACAAAGUACCUAAAAUUCUAACCUCUACUAUCCUUUUGGAAUCAUAAUGGUGGCGCAAUGUAGCAAAUAAUACUUAUAGUGCUCUCAUAUCGGUUAAAUUUGUCUGACCCUAGAACAAAUACAUGGCUGUAAGAGCUGACUUUGCUUUCUGUAUUGGUUUUAAAGCCACAAGUUCCCAUGAAAUAUUUCCUGUGAGUGGUCAAGUGUACAAUCAACACAAUAUUUACCAAUGUGUCCGAAUGAGUCAUGCUGGAAAUGACAAGUUAGUGUACAUAUUAAAAUACUAUAAAGGAGUAAACAUAUUUUUUGGCGAGUGAACAUGAAUCUGUGCAUUGUGUGCCUUAUUCUCAAAAUUGUCUACCACAGUAUAUAAUAUUGGCGAUGUCAUUGGUUGUUGGUAUUUUAUUGUCAUUGACUAUAUGAAUAAUUUUAUAUAGGGCCAAAAAGUGUUAAAAAUUAACUACCUAAUCAAAAACGUGAUGAGAAAAAACAAGUGAUUCCGAUUGUGAAUGACAACAGUACACAAUUUUUUUUUUUUAAUGGGCAAAGCUAGUAUUGACAAGAAUGGUGUUGAUCUACCGCAUUGACGUGCCAUACAGUGAAUGUAUUUUUUGACAGUGGGAUGUAGGCUGUUUCGACCGUGCACUGUGGACCAGUCGGCUCAAUGCAGCACAUCCUGCCCACAGCCAAUGUAUUAACUAACACAGCUCUCACACGAAGGGCAUCUUUUGGAACUUAGUUGUGGUUAUGAUUUCCAACUCCCCUCAAUUACAGUGGCGAAAUUUUGUUUUUAUUGGCCAGUAGGGAUGAAUUGAGGGAUGAUAUCACUUUGCAGUGCACUUUGGUGACACAUGCAAUUUUGUCUUGAGUCUCAGCUGCCUGUUCAGCCCAAAGCCACAUUUUGUUUACAAGUAAUGAUUGUAUGUAAAGACUUCAAGCAGUAUUUGGGGCUCUGUUUUGUGCGUGACAUACAUCAUACAACAUAGACAUACAACAUACACUGCUUAACUUUGCCUUGUACAUUGCAAUAUGAAGUGUCAAUUUUCAGUUGCAAUCUAAAUUGAAGCCUUUAAAAUUCAGUUGAAGCUCUUACGUGCAGAAAACCAGGUUUUUGGUCAUGUUGUUUUGAUUUAAAUACAGUACUGCGCAAUGUGGCGAUGCAAGGCCAGCUGUAUACUAGUAUAUACUAUCUCCAGAGUAUUUGAGCGUGUAGAUAAUGUUGUAAAGAUGUACUGUGAAAGUGUAAAUAAGGAUGUUCUUUGUUUCAUAUUUUUUGUUGAAUUUUUUUUUUUAACACGGCAUGUAUAGUUGAAAUUAAACAUUACUGCACAGAA